AUGGGGUAUUUAAAAUUACCUGUACUCAAGUACAAGGUAGCCUCGCAAUUACAAGCCCAUUUAGUGGCUAGACGCCAUGGUAUUACGCAAGGGACAUGGAAGACGGAUGCGCCGUCCGAUAUUCUUUGCUUGUUACAACACCCACCGACGUUUACGGCUGGACGUCGUAUACGAGAUCAUCAAGAUGCGGAACGUUUAAAAGCCUUGGGAGCUGAUUAUUUCGAGACGAUGCGAGGAGGCGAAUUGACGUUUCAUGGACCUGGACAAAUGAUGGCUUACCCGAUACUUGACAUUCGUGAUUACGGACUUAGUGUGAAAUGUUUUGUGUCUCGACUGGAGAAGAGUGUGAUAGAGACGUGUAAAAAAUACGAUGUGGAGACCAACACGACGGAACAUACGGGGGUGUGGGUAGGUCAAGAGAAAAAGAUAGCGGCUUUGGGUGUCCACUUGCAGAGAUAUGUGAGUAGUCAUGGUUUAGCGUUGAAUUGUGAUGUGGAUUUGAAGUGGUUUGAACAGAUUGUGGCCUGUGGUCUUGUGGAUAAAAAAGUGACUUCCUUGUCACAGGAAACGGGUCGCCAUGUGACGGUAGAGGAGGUGAUACCUGAUUUUGUACAGAGUUUUGGUCAGACCUUUCAAAAGGAGAUGGUGGCAGUGGAGAUACAAGAUAUCUUGUCUCCUACCGUUCUGGAAGAACUUGGAUUGUUCGUUGUUAGCUCAAUCAAAUGGAUCCCUUUAUCUCGUCAAUGCUCUCAAUGUCAGUUCCCGAUAGAAGAUACAACGGAAACUCUCGAUAUCAUGUUAUCUACUGUCACGCGUCCUCUGGAUGAUUUGAUUGACGCUUCUGCUGCAAACCAUGAACGAGGGAUCAAGGAAGCUUUACUAGAAUCACGAUUGGCGAAUAAAUAUUUACAAUUACAACUUUCAAACCGUCCUCCAGAGGAUCCAUCGAAUCAUAAAUCAGAAAAAAGUGAGGAUGUAUCACUCAUACUGGUAAAAGAACACUUGCAGCAAGUUAAAAAAACUUUGGCGUUGAGAGAAAAUCAGUUGCAUGUACUAGGCGGUGUCCUGGCUGAAGCAGAAAGAUGUACUCAACUUGUACUGCUUUUUACCUUUGUAGGUAUGAUUCUUUGGAGAUUCCUUCUCUAG
This is a messenger RNA of Mucor mucedo, 1146 nucleotides long. RefSeq lists its product as uncharacterized. The coding region runs from base 1 to 1146 and encodes 381 amino acids. Gene Ontology annotation, cellular component: mitochondrion. Lineage: Eukaryota; Fungi; Mucoromycota; Mucoromycetes; Mucorales; Mucoraceae. The transcript is spliced from 4 exons. The record is from RefSeq and is a predicted model, not a curated record. Gene Ontology annotation, biological process: protein lipoylation. Gene Ontology annotation, molecular function: lipoyl(octanoyl) transferase activity.